AUGGAGAUUGAGUUGCCGCAAGAAAUUAAGCAACAUAUAUUGUCGUUGAUGGAGUUUACAGAUGUGAUUUGUGUCUCUGCCGUAUCAAAGAUUUGGAGAGAUGCAGCCGCCACUUUACAGACCUUGAACCUUACUGAUCGUCGUUUUCAGAAAUUGCUCGGCCUUCGUAAUGAUUAUGUCGACUACAACCCUACGAAAGAAAAGUUUAGCUCCUUGCUGUGUUCUGGAGAACGCAAUAUUGAGAAUGUCCAAAAUCAAAAUUUGGACAUAACAAAUUGGUGCUUUGAGCUUGGUGCUAAACUUAAUCUUUCGAUGGGAAAAGAGAUCACUCGCUUACUUUCCCUUAUGCUAAAGGGAAAGGGUUUAUGCUGUGUUACUUCACCAAUUAAUGUUGAUGCUAAGUUACAUCACCAAUUAAUCGACAACUCUCCUCAGCUGGAGACCUUAAACAUCAGCCAUUGUUACGGUUUCCGUGCUUUGAAACUAAUUGGGUCACAUCAAAAGUUGAAACGGGCUGUUCUUGAUUAUAACGGGUCCAAACUACUUGAUGUUAGAGUUGAAAAAGUUCAUAUUAAAGAUGCUCCAAAUCUCGAGUACUUUCGUUUCUGUACCAUGCCUGAAAAACUAUGUGUCCUGGAUAUGGCAGCUUGCAAGAAUUUGAGGGUUUGCGAUUUGCAAAGUUCUGAUGGAGAUGAAAAGUUGUUCGAGUCAAUCCAAGUCCUACUUAUUGCGGAUCAUCUGAACGCUCUGGAAGUAUUUAAGUUCACCAGGAAGAAAGAAGAUGAAGAGGGAUUGAAUAGUUUAACAAUCUCGAGUAAAUCUCUCAAGAAAUUGUCGCUAGAGUUGCUAUGGAUGGCUCCUCGACUACGCACUUUAUCCAUAGUGGAUGACUCUGAUACAACUAUAACCUUUCAGUUUAAAUAUGAGGGUUCAAGGAAUGAGGAAGAUGAGGUGGUUUCUUCGAUAUCUGAAACGACAAUUCAUUUGGUUAAAGUAAAAGUUGAAAACCGUCCAGGGAAUAAGGGAAAAAGGAAUAUUGGAGUUGAGGAAUCGGUAAUAUCUGUCUCUGUUGUUUCAAGAAGAAGCCGUGGUCAGAGAAGGCUUCUCAACUCUGUUAUCAAGAACCCACCCAGUUGCUCCACCAGCCAAUGCCUAGGAAUUGCCGCCGACGUAACUGUUGUAACUCUGGGAAGCAACAACUCAAAAGGGGAGUGGAAGCCUUUGCCGAAAGUGCCAAAAGCACCUGAAAAAUACUGUGUGGCUUGGAAUUAUCGAGAAACCGAAGGUUUCGAGGCGGUAAAAGACGAGUGGACGAAGGAGGAUGAGGAGAAGAUCAAAGAAUUUGACAGUGACUUAGAGAAACUCGAGAGAUAUCCCAAGAUACUUGACAAAGCAGUGCGAGGAGACCAUUCCUCCUUUGACCGAGAAGGACGUGCCCUCAGAGAAGGAGACUGGGCCAAGCCUCAACCUCUUCCUAUCGAGGAGGGAAAAGACCAUUUCGAGGGGAAUGUAACCAUCCUACCCCCUGAGAUACCUACAGGGGGCCCUUCUGUCGCAGUUCAUACCUUUGACAAUCCUCCAACCAUUGAGUGCCCUGUGCUGGAAGAGUUUGCUGCCAACCUUACCGAGGCAGAUGGAUUAAAAUUGGUGAGCACAGUUAUGAUGAACCAUGCCCAAAGGUCCAGGGACCUAAGGCGAGAACCAGUGGAAGCUCGAGCCAAGAGAGACCAAGCGUUGAUCGAGAAGCAGGCUCUUGAGGAGAGGAAUCAGCAGCUGCAAGCCAAGGAAGUAGAGCUUGCCUCGGUCCAAACCCAGCUUGGAGAAAUUGAAGCAGAAAUUUCAAGAUCCAAGAUGAGUUCACCCGAGAACAUUGUCUCAUUUCCCGGGGAUGUGGCUUCUGUUUUCACAAGAGGUCCUGGUGAGGAAUUGGCAAUACUUGAAGUCUCCGACGAGUAUUUUGGAAUUGACCUAGAGGAAGAUGAAGAUGAGACUGCUGAGGAGAAUGACACAGGCAAUUCGGGUGCCAAGGACCAAGAUCCCCCAGUCGUUAUUUCUGCUGUAAGAACCCUCGAGAAAGACAUUAUGGACACAAUGCAAGCAUACAAUGCGCAGAUACAUUCUCGGCUGGUACAGCGGUUCAAGCAAAAAGAAGAAGAAUAUCAAGGCCGCCUUCAGCAAUAUGACCUUGACUAUCAGGAUUUCCUGGUCCUGGAGGAGAAUGUAAAUGAAGAAAUGGCGAAUUUAAGGAAAGAGAAUGCCCAACUGAAGUGCCGUGAAGGAAUCGUGGUAUCCCCAUGGUUUCUCGAGAAGUUCCACUUCCUUUCACUUGUUGAGAAACAAAUCCAAAUCAGGACGGAAUGCUUCAUUGAUGCCAUCGAGAUGCUGAAGAAAAGGACUAAAGAGGCUGAACUUUAUUCAAGACAAUCUGCCAUCCUACAGAACAUACUGAUCGAUCAUGAGAUCCCACUUCCUAUUUUUGAGGACCUAGAUGAGAACGAGGAAGCUCGAGAGAGGACGGCUAUUAAAGAAUUCCUUCUUAGGCUCAACGAGCAAGAUUGGUAA
Oldenlandia corymbosa var. corymbosa is the source of this 2562-nucleotide messenger RNA. The record is from the annotation of a GenBank genome assembly. Lineage: Eukaryota; Viridiplantae; Streptophyta; Magnoliopsida; Gentianales; Rubiaceae.